AGGAAACUAUCGACAGUGGUGCACCGUGCUCCAACGUGGACGAAUCGUCGGGUCGUAGGACGAAGUGGUUCCCGUAGAACAGCAAAUUGUACGCGUACAAUGCCAGAGAACAAGGAGAGAGAACGAGAAGCGGGAGAAGAAGCAGAAGAAGAAGACGAGGAGGAAGAGAAACCCGUCGUUGCCAAGACAGCGAUCGACCUGCAACGAUUGAAGCUCCAAAAGUUAAUGAAAAAUCCGGAAAAGCCCGUGGUACUGCCCGAGAGGCCGAGACUCAAGAACACGCCUACAGUGCCGGAAUUCGUACGAAACGUGAUGGGUAGCAGUGCCGGUGCAGGCAGUGGAGAGUUUCACGUUUACAGACAUCUGAGGCGCAAAGAAUACGCGAGGCAAAAGUUCAUUCAAGAGAAGAGUCACAAGGAAAUCUUAGACGAAGAGUACCAUAAAAAAAUCGAAGAAAACAAAAGGAUGGCCGAAGAAGUAACGGCAAAGAGGAGGGCAAAGAGACUGAGAAAGAAGCAGAAAUGGAAGGAGAAAAAGCGGAUGAAAACUACCGACCAGAUUCCCCAGAAGUCUCGUACAUCGAACAAGGACGAGCAGCAACAGCUGGAGGAGGAGGAGGAAGUAGAGGACGGUAACUCGGACGAAAAAAGUUCAGACGACAACAGCAAUGGUCACGAAUCGACGGACAACGGACCGAAAAACGACGAACGAGCCAAGAGCACGUCAGAAUCGAACGAAUCCGAUAAGAAGGAGACCGACAGCAAACGAGUAUCAGCAGACGACGACGACGACGACGAAUCCAGGAAACGACGACAACGGUCAAACGGUCCACGGAUACACGGAACGAAGAGGGAACGGGGUACGAAGGAUUCGACCGAAGAACGAGCUCAACGAACCUGAUCGAGACACAACAAAUGUAUUUUCAUUUUAUAAAAUUGUACAUCGUUAAACCACGGUACUGUCUAAA
Molecule: messenger RNA, 967 nt
Organism: Ceratina calcarata
Lineage: Eukaryota; Metazoa; Arthropoda; Insecta; Hymenoptera; Apidae
Product: PRKR-interacting protein 1 homolog
Exons: 3
Coding region: 100-900 (266 amino acids)
Biological process (GO): negative regulation of protein kinase activity
Cellular component (GO): nucleolus
Molecular function (GO): protein kinase binding; protein kinase inhibitor activity; double-stranded RNA binding
Source: RefSeq, a predicted model, not a curated record